Molecule: messenger RNA, 1578 nt
Organism: Pteropus alecto (black flying fox)
Lineage: Eukaryota; Metazoa; Chordata; Mammalia; Chiroptera; Pteropodidae
Gene: DCT
Product: dopachrome tautomerase
Exons: 8
Coding region: 1-1560 (519 amino acids)
Biological process (GO): melanin biosynthetic process from tyrosine; developmental pigmentation; positive regulation of neuroblast proliferation
Cellular component (GO): melanosome
Molecular function (GO): dopachrome isomerase activity; oxidoreductase activity
Source: RefSeq, a predicted model, not a curated record
AUGAGCCCCCUUCGAUGGGGGCUUCUGCUCAGUUGCCUGAGCUGUGGAAUCCUGCCUGGGGUCUGGGCGCAGUUUCCCCGGGUCUGCAUGACGAUGGACAACCUCGUGUCUAAGGAGUGCUGCCCGCCGCUGGGUGCGGAGCCGGGCAACGUCUGUGGCUCUCAGGCGGGCCGAGGCCAGUGCACGGAGGUGCAGACAGACACCAGGCCCUGGGGUGGUCCCUACGUCCUGCGAAACCAGGAUGACCGAGAACGGUGGCCACGGAAGUUCUUCAAUCGGACCUGCAAGUGCACAGGAAAUUUUGCUGGCUAUAACUGUGGAGGCUGCAAGUUUGGCUGGAUUGGCCUCAACUGCGAUCGAAAGAAACCACCAGUUGUUCGACAGAACAUCCAUUCCUUGACUCCUCAGGAGAGGGAGCAAUUCUUGGGUGCCUUAGACCUCGCAAAGAAGACCAUACACCCCGACUACGUGAUCACUACACAACACUGGCUGGGCCUGCUUGGGCCCAAUCGAACCCAGCCACAGAUUGCCAACUGCAGCAUUUAUGAUUUCUUUGUGUGGCUCCAUUACUAUUCUGUUAGAGAUACAUUAUUAGGACCAGGGCGCCCAUACAAGGCCAUAGAUUUCUCACACCAAGGACCUGCCUUUGUCACCUGGCACCGGUACCAUUUGUUGUGGCUGGAAAGAGAUCUCCAGCGACUUAUUGGCAAUGAGUCCUUCGCUUUGCCCUACUGGAACUUUGCCACUGGGAGGAACGAGUGUGAUGUGUGUACAGACCAACUGUUCGGGGCAGCAAGGCAAGAUGAUCCGACUCUGAUUAGUCAGAACUCAAGAUUCUCCAGCUGGGAAAUUGUCUGUAAUAGCUUAGAUGACUACAACAACCGAGUCACCCUGUGUAAUGGAACCUAUGAAGGUUUGUUGAGAAGAAAUAGAGUGGGAAGAAACAGUGAGAAACUGCCAACCUUAAAAGAGAUACAAGAUUGUCUGUCUCUCAAGAAGUUUGACAAUCCUCCUUUCUUCCAGAACUCUACCUUCAGCUUCAGGAACGCCCUGGAAGGAUUUGAUAAAGCAGACGGGACCUUGGACUCUCAAGCGAUGAGCCUUCAUAAUUUGGUUCAUUCCUUCCUGAACGGGACAAGUGCUUUGCCACAUUCUGCUGCCAAUGAUCCCAUUUUUGUGGUCCUUCAUUCUUUUACUGAUGCCAUUUUUGAUGAGUGGAUGAAAAGAUUUAACCCCUCUGCGAAUGCCUGGCCUCAGGAGUUGGCACCCAUUGGUCACAAUAGGAUGUAUAACAUGGUUCCUUUCUUUCCUCCGGUGACUAACGAGGAAUUUUUUUUAACCGCAGACCAACUUGGCUACAGCUAUGUUAUUGACCUGCCAGUUUCAGUUGAAGAAACUCCAAGUUGGAACACAACCCUCUCGGUGGUUGUGGGAAUACUGGUGGCUUUGAUUGGUCUCUUGGUGCUGUUGGCUUUUCUUCAGUAUAGAAGACUUCGAAAAGGAUAUGCACCCCUAAUGGAGACACAUUUAAGCAAUAAGAGGUACAUGGAAGAAGCCUAAGGAACUCACACCUUACCU